Brassica oleracea var. oleracea is the source of this 1309-nucleotide messenger RNA. Its product is annotated as UDP-D-xylose:L-fucose alpha-1,3-D-xylosyltransferase 3-like. Gene Ontology annotation, cellular component: Golgi apparatus. NCBI's taxonomy places the organism in Eukaryota, Viridiplantae, Streptophyta, Magnoliopsida, Brassicales, Brassicaceae. The transcript is spliced from 5 exons. Gene Ontology annotation, molecular function: glycosyltransferase activity. The record is from RefSeq and is a predicted model, not a curated record. The coding region runs from base 93 to 1166 and encodes 357 amino acids.
UUUUUUUUGUUUCUCAUAUUUUCCCGUUUUUGGAUCCGACCCCAACUUACGAAAAUUUUCUCACCAAUUUUGAUUAAUUUCCGGCGACAACAAUGGGGCAGCAGCAACAACGUCCAAUCUCAAACCGUCCCAUUUCAUUUCUAAACCGCAACGGUCUUUUCCUCCUCCUUCUAGCUCUCUUGGUUCUCCUCGGUGUAUGCUUACCUUUGUCAGAGUUUCCCUUAUUCAUGUUUCCAAACAGAACCUCAGCUUCUUCUCCUCCUCCUUCUCCUUCUUUUGUGGUCUCUGACUGGCGUGACUAUACCCUUGCUCAGGCGGCCAAGUUUGUGGCUAAGAAUGGGACGGUGAUCGUCUGCGCAGUUAGUUAUCCUUUCUUGCCUUUUCUCAACAACUGGCUGAUUAGCAUUUCUAGACAGAAGCAUCAUGAAAAAGUUCUCGUGAUCGCUGAAGAUUAUGCUCUUCUGUACAAAGUUAACGAGAGGUGGCCUGGUCAUGCCGUUCUCAUUCCUCCAGCGUUGGAUCCUAAAGCCGCACACCAUUUUGGUUCCCAGGGUUUCUACAAUCUUACUUCUCGGAGACCACAACAUCUCUUGGACAUUUUGGAGCUAGGUUACAAUGUUAUGUACAAUGAUGUUGAUAUGGUCUGGCUACAAGAUCCGUUUAAGUAUUUACAGGGAAGCCAGGACGUAUACUUCAUGGAUGACAUGACUGCGAUUAAGCCUUUAAAUCACUCUCAUGGUUUACCACCGAGUCGAAACGGAGUGACUUAUGUAUGUAGCUGCAUGAUUUUCUUGCGUUGCACUAGUGGUGCAAAGCUUCUAUUGAAGAAAUGGGUGGAAGAAAUUCGAGCUCAGCCUUGGUCUAACACUGAAGCAAAGAAACCACAUGAUCAACCUGCUUUUAAUCGGGCACUUCACAAAAUAACUCAGAUAGAUGUCUACUUGCUUCCACAAUCAGCUUUCCCGUCAGGAGGAUUGUACUUCAAGAACCAGAAAUGGGUUAAUGAGACAAAUGGAAAACAUGUGAUAGUUCAUAAUAAUUACAUUGUCGGCUACAAAAACAAGUUGAAACGCUUUCAAGAUUUUGGUCUGUGGCUAGUCGAUGAUCAUUCUCAUGAGUCACCACUGGGAAAAAUAGAGUUAGUCCAAGAGGAAAAUAAUGAAUGAGAAGAAACAGAAGGAAAGAGGUUUAAACGAAAAUAGGAGUCAAAAACGGAACUUCCUCUAGAGGAUUUCUUAUAUACAACAAAAUUGGAUCUUAAAAUUAUUGCUCGAAGAUGUAUUCAGAUACAAUUUUUUUUGCUAUGACA